AUGUGGUCGUCAUUGGGAUACAUGUGCUUGCCCAUUCUGGCGCUUCCAUAUGUCUCGAACCGCGCCUUCGGAUAUGCACAGUCACCUCUAGUUUAUCCCACCCAUCAAUGGCUGACGGUCAUGGCAAUAGCGCCAGGCAAUGGAGCAGGCCGAUGGGCCGAUGCCUACGCCAGUGCGAAGGAGCUUGUUGGUUCAAUGACGCUGGAGGAGAAGGUCAACAUCACGCGCGGCUUCACUGUCACAGACAACACAUGCGCGGGCAAUACGGGAACCGUGCCGAGACUUGGAUGGCCCGGCUUGUGUCUCCACGAUGCCGGCAAUGGAGUACGCGCCACGGACCUGGUGAACUCGUAUCCGUCAGCCAUCCACGUCGGGGCCAGCUGGGAUAGAAACAUGACGUACCAGAGGGGACUCUAUAUGGGUAAAGAGUUCAAGACAAAAGGAGUCAACGUUCUACUUGGACCGAACGCCGGCCCACUGGGCCGAACUCCUCUUGGAGGCCGGAAUUGGGAAGGUUUCUCCGUCGACCCGUACCUAUCAGGUCAGCUCAACGCGGAGACCAUUAUUGGACACCAGGAUGCUGGCGUUAUCGCGAAUAGCAAGCAUUUCAUCGCGAAUGAACAAGAGACCUUCAGACGGCCAUACUUCGGGGUUGAGGCAGUAUCGUCCAACAUCGACGACAAGACCCUCCAUGAGUUCUACUUGUGGCCUUUCAUGGACAGCGUGAGAGCUGGUGUAGCCUCGGUCAUGUGUUCCUACAACCGCAUCAACAGCACUUACGCCUGCAUGAACAGCAAGCUCAUGAACGGUAUUCUCAAGACCGACUUGGCUUUUGACGGCUUCGUCCUUCUGGACUGGAAUGCCCAGCACACCCUCAACAGUGCAAACGCUGGCCUGGACAUGGUCAUGCCAUCGGGCGGUUCCUUUGGUGCUAACCUGACAGAAGCGGUCCAAAACGGCACUGUCAGUGGAGACAGGGUUACAGACAUGGCCACUCGGAUCGUUGCCGCGUGGUACCUCGUAGGCCAGGAUGGUGACAAGUUUCCAACACCGGGUAUCGGGAUGAAAAACAUGACCCUACCGCACGAGCAAGUCGACGCUCGAGAUCCGAACUCGAGACCAGUCAUCAUGGAAGGGGCAAUAGCUGGGCAUGUCCUGGUCAAGAAUUCCGGGUCUCUGCCAUUCCAGAAGAACCCGACAAUGUUGUCUGUCUUUGGCUAUGAUGCGACCGUCCCCGCCACCAAGAACACCGACAAUAUGUUCCAGCUUGGCUAUACCUCGUCGCCUGAAAUGGGCCAGGCCGUGUUGGGUACCGAGGAACACUUCGACCAGGCCGCGAAGGGAGGCACCAUCGUAACGGGCGGAAGGGCUGCUGCCAAUGCCCCUCCGUAUAUGAGCGAUCCAUUGAGCGCAAUUCAAAACCGAGCACGUGCUGAUGGAACUUGGGUAAACUGGGACCUCAGCUCGUUCAAUCCCGAUGUCAAUGCUGCGUCGGAUGCCUGCCUCGUCUUCAUCAACGCCAUCGCAACGGAAGGCUGGGACCGAGAUGGGCUUCACGACAACGCCAGCGACGCUCUGGUCCUGAACGUGGCCUCGAAGUGCGCGAACACCAUCGUCGUCAUCCACGCUGCCGGCAUCCGCCUUGUUGACCAGUGGAUUGAGCAUCCCAACGUCACCGCGACCAUCAUUGCUCAUCUCCCAGGGCAGGACAGUGGCGAGGCUUUGGUCAAGCUGCUCUAUGGCGAAGCCGUAUUCUCCGGCAAGCUGCCGUACACGCUGGCCAAGAACGAAAGCGACUACUCGGUGUAUGCUCCGUGCAACCGCGCUCCGAACGACACGGACCCGCAGUGUGAUUUUACCGAGGGCGUGUACAUCGACUACCGCAGUUUCGACGCGAAGAACAUCACGCCUCGAUACGAAUUCGGAUACGGGCUGAGCUACACCACAUUCGCGCACUCUUCGCUCUCAGUCAGCCCCUCCACCCUCCCCGCAAGCGCCAAACAAUACCUUUCCAGUAGCGACGACCGUCUAUGGGAGGUUGUCGCGGCAGUCGAAGCCGAGAUCACCAACACCGGCUCUGUCGCCGGCGCGGAAGUAGCUCAGCUCUUCCUCGGCAUACCGAACAGUCCCCCGCAGCAACUACGUGGCUUCGAGAAGGUGCUUCUGUCUCCCGGCGAGUCCGCAACCGUGCGCUUCGACCUCACGAGGCGCGACUUCAGUGUAUGGGAUGUUGUCGCUCAGGGUUGGACCGUCCAGGAUGGUGGUUACGAUGUUCGGGUUGGGGCGAGUAGCAGGGACAUCAGACUGAAGGGCAACAUCGAGGCUUAG
This is a messenger RNA of Anthostomella pinea, 2328 nucleotides long. NCBI's taxonomy places the organism in Eukaryota, Fungi, Ascomycota, Sordariomycetes, Xylariales, Xylariaceae. The record is from the annotation of a GenBank genome assembly.